GCAGCCAGCGAGGUGCAGCCCAGCCACGGAGCUCUGCCCGCAAGAAACCCCACAGCCUGCCGCCUCGGAUUCUUCCAGCUCCCUCCCAGCUGCAGCGGGGUCAUGAGGACUCUGGACCUUCUCAUCCUCUGCCUGCCAGCGCUCCUGGCCCAGGGCCAGUACGACCUUGGAGAUCCCGCCUACCACGACCCGCCCUACAUCCCCUACGAAAUAGAGAGCCCCGAUUACUACGACUAUGCCGGCAACGACAUCUCCUCGCAGAGCCCGGAGGAAGAGGGGCAGCGCUACCCCUACCAGUCCCAGCAGCAGACGCAGCAGGAGGUCAUUCCCGCCCCGACCCCAGGCAUUCUUGAGACGGAGCCCACGGAGCCCGGGCCCUUUGACUGCCAGGAGGAGCAGUACCCCUGCACCCGGCUGUACUCGGUCCACAAGCCCUGCAAGCAAUGCCUGAACGAGCUCUGCUUCUACAGCCUGCGGCGGGUUUACGUGAUCAACAAGGAGAUCUGUAUCCGCACGGUCUGCGCCCACGAAGAGCUGCUCAGAGCUGACCUCUGUCGCGAUACCUUCUCCCGGUGCGGCGUGAUGGCAACCAGCGGCCUCUGCCAGAGCGUGGCAGCCUCCUGUGCCAGGAGCUGUGGGGGCUGCUAAGGAGUGGCACCCCACUGACCACCCAGCAGAAUUCAUGCUCAGGGGCCUCUGCCAUUAUUCCUGGCUUCUGAAGCCACACAGCAGGCAGCUGGGGGAGGUGUGUGUGUGGGGGGGUACACAUUGUGAUUAAAGUCACCCAAGAGGAAGAAGCAACUGUCCCCCCACACAGCUCCCAAGAUCUGCCUGUCUCACUUAGUAUAAUGGAGUCAUUCCUUUUCUACGCAAUAUUGAAUAAACCAAAAGUAUUAUCACA
Messenger RNA from Heteronotia binoei (common prickly gecko), 901 nucleotides. It is a transcript of the gene MFAP2, whose product is annotated as microfibril associated protein 2. The coding region runs from base 103 to 648 and encodes 181 amino acids. Gene Ontology annotation, cellular component: microfibril. The transcript has 9 exons. NCBI's taxonomy places the organism in Eukaryota, Metazoa, Chordata, Lepidosauria, Squamata, Gekkonidae. Gene Ontology annotation, biological process: embryonic eye morphogenesis. The record is from RefSeq and is a predicted model, not a curated record.